AUGAAGUUCGCCCCAGAAAAGAGCGAACUGAUCCAUUUCAGCAAGGGGCGACGGCAGUGGUCAAACCAGCUGGAACUCACCAGCCCAGGGAGAGGCACCAGCCCCGUCAGACCGAAGGAGUCUGCCAGGUUCCUGGGAGUCUGGCUGGACCGGAAGCUCAACUGGAAAGCCCACCUUGCAGCGGUGGAGAGGAAGCUGAGGACCCAGAGCUAUGCCCUGUCGAGGCUAGCGGCGUCGACGUGGGGACUGGGGCUAGCCAAAGCGCGAGAAGUGUACACAAAGUGCAUCCGGUCAGCGCUGGCCUAUGGCGCAUCGUCGUUUCACAUCCCCACGGAUGUGGGAGGCGAGCCGGUAAAAAAAGGCAUCACCAAGGCCCUCGGGAAGGCCCAGAACAAAAGCUUGCGGAUUGUAGCGGGAGCCUUCAAGCACACCCCCAUCCGCAACCUCGAGACGGAGACAUGGGUGCCGCCGUUGGACCUAUAUCUCAACAAACGGUUUGCGGAAUUUGAGACCAGACUCCAGCGAACCGACCUAGAUGACGGCCAAGGCGGCAAGAAGACCGCAGGGAGCAUUAUUCUUACCGCCUGUCAAAGGAUACAGCAGAGACUACGCUCGAAGAGCGGUAACAGGGGCCGACCGCGAACUGUGGGACUGCGGGAGGCCACGGCGGUGGAGAAAGCCGCGAGCACGAUCGCGCGCUGGACGGGGGGAUCGCAGACACGGACAGGGUAG
Messenger RNA from Chaetomium globosum CBS 148.51, 732 nucleotides. RefSeq lists its product as uncharacterized. NCBI's taxonomy places the organism in Eukaryota, Fungi, Ascomycota, Sordariomycetes, Sordariales, Chaetomiaceae. The transcript has a single exon. Bases 1 to 732 code for a protein of 243 amino acids. The record is from RefSeq and is a predicted model, not a curated record.